Paramecium sonneborni is the source of this 323-nucleotide messenger RNA. The record is from the annotation of a GenBank genome assembly. Lineage: Eukaryota; Ciliophora; Oligohymenophorea; Peniculida; Parameciidae.
GUAUGAAGGUCGGUAGAUGGGAUAUUAUGUUUAAAGGUCAAUUUGAGACGGAAUAUAAAUAAAUGUAAAUAUUAUAUAAUUAAUAAGAAUAUUUUAAUACAAAUAUAUAUAGUGGUGGUGGGUCAUAUGAUUAAGAAGGAAAUUAGAAAAAGAUUGGAAUGUGGAUAGAACUUAAAAAAAGAGUUAAUUAUUAUUUUGAAGCCACUUUUAUUGGUGAAUAUAAUAUAAAUGGUCAAAAAAUAGGUAUUUGGGUAGAAAUGGAUAUAGAGACGAAUGAAAAAAGGGGACAAAAGAGAUAUGAUAAUUGUUAGUAUAAACAAUGA